CUCUGCGGGGCUUCCAAUGCCCCAAUGCUAGUACUUCCGGACCCAUUCGGUACCCUUUCCGGCCAAUCACAUGACAAAGUGAGAUUCUGGAGCGUGUGACGUGGGUCGGAGUGUUUUUCCGUGAAGCCCGUUAGAGUGGAGAGGAAAAAAAGUUGAAGGAAUCAUACGAUUUUGCCUCAAGGUUACUCGCGUCUUUCCCACUCGCAGAUGAUAAAGAUUCAGUAACAAAUAAACUCUUGUAUAGAAUCAGGUGAAAAUACUCAGACCGAACGCAAUAAGUCUUAAGAAAUAAAAUAUUCUUUAUGAGAUCAUUUGUAAUGCGAUAAAAAAGAUAAUAGUGAAGUUUUUAGAGGAAAAACAUCUUGUGAGGCUUCCCACAAAAAUGUUUUAUUUUGAAACAGAAAUUAUUCACUCAACAUUCUAUUCUACUGAAUUUUAAAAAUAAAUUUGAAUAUUCUGUGUCUUUUUGAAGUUGUUUGGUGAUAGUGUGAGCUUUUGGUCGUAAAAACUUAGACUGAAAAUGGCAUCGACUUCGACACGUCCAGAGCCAUCCGCCCCACCAGCAGAAGAUGAACCCUCGGCGUCAACAUCUCAGCCCAGCACCAGUACUCCCGGAGAUGGGACUGAAGAGGAAAAGAAUGCAGCUGGAGCCUUUGAGUGCAAUAUCUGCCUGGACACUGCCAAAGAUGCCGUGGUGAGCAUGUGUGGCCAUUUAUUCUGCUGGCCAUGUCUGCAUCAGUGGCUGGAGACACGGCCGACACGUCAGCUGUGUCCCGUGUGCAAGGCAGCCAUUAGCCAGGAGAAGGUGAUUCCACUGUAUGGGCGCAGUAGCGAGCAGAAGGAUCCCCGCACCAAAGUUCCACCGCGUCCAGCUGGUCAGCGUACAGAGCCUGAACAGCAGCCGGGCUUUCAGGGAUUUGGCUUUGGUGAUGGUGGUUUUCACAUGUCAUUCGGCAUUGGCGCCUUUCCCUUCGGCUUCUUCACAUCCUCCUUCAACUUUGGCGAUCCUAGGCCAAGUGCUGCUCCACGGGGAACAAUGCAGUUUGAGGAGGAACAAUUUCUAUCAAAAGUAUUCCUCUGGGUGGCAAUUUUGUUCCUCGCGUGGCUCCUCUUGGCGUAGCAUCUCGAUGCUUAGUUAAAAGAGGAAAGAGAAGAUGAUGUGAAGGAGGAGGAGAAGCCAACGAUAAAAUGAGAAUUUGCGUAUCCUAUUUUUGCAUAAUAUUCUAGAGAGAGCUGCCUGUGUCACCUCAGUAAAAGGGACAAACAAAAAUAUCACCUUUAAUUAUCCCCAAGAGAGAAGAAUCCUCAUAAAUUAUCCUCAAAUGGGGGAGAGCUUAAGAAGUUCAAAAAAAAAAAGAGACAGGUGACAAAGUUAAGCUUUAUAUCACAUCCUUUUCCUCCAGCAAUUAACUUUUUGGGACAAAAGAAAAUGUUUUGUAAAAGAGCCAGAGGGGAUUAAUCGAAGAAAAAAAAAAAGGAGGAAGAAAAUCUACUAGUCACAUCGGAGACAAAUUGACGAAGAGUUUUUUUUCUUUUCUUGUUGUUAAUCAAAAAAAAGGGGCGAAAUCGCGAGUGAGACAACUUUAUCACAUGUUUUUCUUUUAUUAUUCCGAUUAGUGUGCGUGAAGAGAUAGAGGAUGUUAAUUGUGUCAAAACAGUGUGCAUGUCGAAAGGCGAUAAAAAAAAAGAAGAAUAAAAAACUAUAAAUGAAUUUGCAGCAAAACCCGAAGAAAUAAAAAUAGGAAAUUAGGAAAAAAAAUAGAUUCAAUUGCAAAAGACACAUUUAAAGUGGUUUGCAUUCCAAGAAAUUGAGAAACAAUUUUGUUUUCAACAUUAUCCUCUUUUCCGGACGCUUUUUUUCAUUGUUCGGUUGAUAAGAAUUUUAUUGCUUUAGAGAGAGAAUCAAGAAAGUUAAUAAAAAGUGAAAUAGCGUUGUUUUUUAGAUGUGAGAAUAUGAAGAAACAAAGCUAUCAAUCUUGUACAUUUUAUUAAUUAUUGUAAUUAUUUUAUUUGAAACUUACUUGUAUAGUUAUUGGAAAUAAAUUAACAUUUAUAAGGGUACAAUUUA
This is a messenger RNA of Phlebotomus papatasi, 2068 nucleotides long. Its product is annotated as E3 ubiquitin-protein ligase RNF185-like. Bases 521 to 1120 code for a protein of 199 amino acids. Gene Ontology annotation, cellular component: endoplasmic reticulum. NCBI's taxonomy places the organism in Eukaryota, Metazoa, Arthropoda, Insecta, Diptera, Psychodidae. Gene Ontology annotation, biological process: ubiquitin-dependent protein catabolic process. Gene Ontology annotation, molecular function: ubiquitin-like protein conjugating enzyme binding; ubiquitin protein ligase activity. The transcript has 3 exons. The record is from RefSeq and is a predicted model, not a curated record.